UAUUUCGUAUUGUUUAGGUUGGUAAUCAUUUGUGGCUUGGCUAGGCUGGACUAGGCUUUGUUGCGUCGGUUGCAUUUCAAUUAUGGUAUCAUCGUCAACAACCGGCGACGUUCAUGAAUGCGAGGCGCCCGACUUCGAACGGGUUGCUCCGGCACUCUUGGGUGUCGAAAAUUUAUGUGAAGGUGUCCGUGGAAUUCAGUAAGCGCAAGUCUGGAUGAUCCAGUGGCAAUGAUAGCUGCAGGGGAACCCCUGGAGUUCGUGCCGUACGGCUCCGAGUACCUGACACAUCACCCUGGAAACGCUCGGCUGCGCAGCGAUGGGAGCGCAGGUGACAGAGGCUCGACUGCCCCCACGAACGCUGCUGAUCUGUCGGAAGCUCUACAGGGCGUCUCCCUGCGCAUCAACAGGCGCAGUGACGACGGUCUUCAGCCGAAAACGUCGUCGUUUUGGAAGCUGAGAGAGAGCUCGUCCCUGGACGACGACUCGGACGGGGAGGAGGAAUUGUACGCGUCAACUGACACCGUAAUCUGGAGCAAGUCCAACGGCGGUGAUGUGCGCACAGUUCUGCGGACUUUCAACAUCAGCGGGAAGAUCCAGGACGCUCUAUGGUGCGACUUUAUAGUGGCCGACUACAAGGCGAGGCAUCUCGUCGGGAGCGUCAGCGCGUCAGAGCCGGAGACACGAGUGCCCUGUGUCUGUCUCUUCGAAAUGAGCUCCGGUACCUUGCACUGUUUCUCGCGCUCCGGAGAGGACUACACGCGCUCCGUGCCUUUCGUCGUGUCGCGCCUGUGGCCCAUGCGCUACGGCUUGCUGAUCGAGCGCCGAUCGCAAGAAGUCGCUCAAGCGGGCGCGCCGCACGUUCCCGCGGCGCCUAGCGAACACUGCGCGGCCGAUGCCUUCAUGUUCAGCCUGCUACACCCGCUGGACGAAGUGGCUCCUGUGGUGACGCGGACCGCGGUGCACGGCCACAUUCCGAAGUUCGGCUACAUGCAGUACGACUCCGGCGCCGAGGUGGUGUACGUGUGCGAAGAGCCCUCGCUGCUCGUCAUGUUCCACCGGGACCAGGCGACGCACACCGUGUGGCAAGUGCGACGCACCACGGAAGAGGAAGACCAGUUUGUCGACACCACCGCCGUCGUGUGCGGUUUGGACCGGACGCCGACAUGCUUCCGCGCCGCCGCCGGUUCGGCGUCGACGUCGGCCACUGCGUCGUCGUUUGGUUCCCCGCGCCUUUUCCACAGCACUCCCGCCACCGGUCGCUCGCCGCUGGACCGAGCGUCGAACUCCGGCCAUCACAGCCAGUCCCCCCUCGGUCACAUGGCGUAUUUGAGCAGAUCGCAGUCGCCGUUGCCUAGUGGAACGCCCCUCUUCACUCCGAGCCACGAAAACACGUUUAACACGUACUUGACGCACGACCAGCGUGACGCACAGACUUUGCCGGUCGUACCCGAUAUUUGCCUCGACCAGCUGUGGUGCGAGCCGCAGCCCUCGGGAGAGAGAGCCUCCAAGGCGUUUGUAAUCCGCGACAUGGUCGGGAACGCGUACAUUUGCUACCACUUGAUCUUUCGGAAGACGCUGAAGCUCGUCAGCUUCAACAAAAGUAGGGCGCGGCCAAAGCUGACAGAGUGCGACUCGAUAUCGGCGCUGGAUGUCCAGUAUCUGCCGUCUCUAAAGAUGUUGCUUGUGCUUGACCUGAACCACAGCCUUACGCUCUAUGCCGGACCCAGCAGACUGUGCAAAGUGCACGUGCCUUCAUUUGUGUUUGCGCCACCAAGAGAACUCGAGUGCUCACUUCCUCGUGCUGUGCCUUUGGUCCCCCGUCGCAGCAGCUUGAGUAGCGGUGGCAGCGGCGCAUUCCCGGAUAUCGGUGUUUCUCCCGUGUCUGCAAAUGCCAGCCACGUGCACACAGCAGCUGAAGACUCGGGACUCUUGCCACUGCCACACCAUGUCUCCCUGCUUGAUGCCGUCAGGAAUCGUGUUACCUUGGAGUCAUCGUCCGGAACAUACUAUCGGCUCAGCCUCCCCGCAAUGUCCAAGGACAGGAUCGUUAAACGCUGUCUGAAAGCGCUGUCGGUGGUUCUGCCUGAGGAACUGGGUGUCCAAGUGCUCACAAGGUGGUACAUGUCACGGAAUGCACCUGGACCUACAGACUUGACAGCUUCGACCGAAAUGCAUUCGUUUCUGUUGUUCAUUCUGGGUACAGUUGGCUGUGUUGCUGCCAGCGGUGGCUUACAACAAGUUGGAGGCAUGGACCUUGAUGUUGCAACUCCCGUAGCAGUGAAAAAAUCCAAAUCUAGUGAAGGCGGUUCUAAUGCAGACUGGGAGUACUUGCUAGAGCGGUCAGGGGGUCCUCUCAGGGUGGCAUCAAGAAGUGCACCGAAACCAGGACCGAAGAUGCCACUAUUUGUCCCCAGCUGUGACACCUUGGCUAGCAAUGUUGCACCCCUCCAGGAGCAUGCCUACAGCGUGCUGACUGCGCUUCACCUUGUCUACGAAGAUGCCAAGUUGGACGUGCUCGAGUGGCCCUCGUUGCCUCGAUUUGCCGGAUUCCUCUAUAGGCUGUCCGUCCAUCUGCACUUGAAGUCCUAUCAGGAUCUUUACAGGAAAGACUUCCCGGAGAAAAUCAGUAUCGACGAUUUCCCAUCUAGCACAUCAAUUCCUGAAGGUGAACCAAAGACCCCGUCCUGGUUUGCUUUGUCCCCACCUAACAUAUUUUCCUGGAUUGCAAAUACAAUGGCACAUCCGGGUGACAAGUCAAGGUUUCUUUAUAUUCCUGGAACAACCAAAUCUCUCAGAGCAGUUGUGCUUCUUUACACUGUGCUCUCUCACCCUCUGGAGUGUUCAUUUUCCAGCGACCUUUUGCAGGACAUUUCUGCAGCAUUUUUAGGAAAACGCGAAAGCCAUGGGUUCUCCUUUCCCAAGGAGAGUGGUGUAGGUGAGAGGAUAGUCUCUCUUCUUGUGAAGCUCGGCAUUGACUUGGACCAGCUUUCUCGUUGGCCCUCUGGAGUUGUCGCACCUCUUCAGGAUGCCAUGGUUGAGUGUCAAGACAGCCCUGCUCUUGGUUGGGGUCCAGCAGCAUAUCACUUAGUUGGAAGGGAAGAUCUCGCUGAGCUGACUGCACAGAAACAAAGAAAGUGUCUUGCAAAAAUUGCUGUGCCAGCUGUGCACGAAAACACAAAGCAGGGAUCAGGCUUUAAUGACAAGGACAAUGGCUUUGAGCUCCUUAACAAAGAAAUGUGCAAGUUAAAGUUCAGCAAAGACCAGCGCAUAGUUGAAGCAUGCCGCAUGCUGCAGUCAUCAAUGCCAGUGUGCAUCUCCAUCCAGCAGCGACCAGAAGUAAGUGACCACGAGUUUGUGGAGGAGCAGGAGCGUCAUCUGUAUGGCUUGUGCAUUCGCACCAUGGCCCUUCCUGUAGGCAGAGGUAUGAUGACUCUACGCAGCUGCCAACCUGUGCUCGCAGACCCGCUGCCCGUUCCAAAGCUUUGCCUUACAGGACGUGUUCCCCUGAGAAAUGCCACGGUUGACAUGUCUCACAUUGAAGUGCCCCCAAACAUGAACACAUGGCCCCUGUUCCACAAUGGUGUUGCGGCUGGCUUGCGUGUCGCGCCUGAUGCAAAUGACGUGGAUUCAAGUUGGAUCACCUUUAACAAGCCCCGAGCCAGCACUGCAACAGACGCCACUAUUGAGCAUGCUGGCUUCCUCCUCGGUCUAGGCCUCAAUGGCCACCUGUCUGCUCUCAGUGCCACGGCCAUCCAUGAUUACAUGGUGAAGAACCAUGAGCUGACUAGUGUCGGACUGUUGCUUGGCUUGGCUGCUUCAAAGCUGGGGAGCAUGGAUCUUGCAAGCACGAAAAUGAUGAGCAUCCAUGUUGAAGCACUCCUGCCGCCAACCUCCACAGAAUUGGACGUUCACCCACUUGUAUGCGUGGCAUCUGUCAUGGGUCUGGGGCUACUCUAUGCCGAGUCUGGUCAUAGUCAGAUGGCAGAUAUACUGCUCGGAGAAGUAGGUCGUCCUCCUGGCCCAGAGAUGGAUCACUGCAUUGACCGGGAAAGUUAUGCACUGGCUGCUGGGCUUGCCUUGGGCUUGGUCAUGCUUGGAAAGGGUGGCUCUCAGUUCUAUCAUUCCAAUUUGCGCAUGGCUGACCAACUUCACCAUUACAUGGUGGGAGGACGUGUGCGGUCAACGGGAAACCAGCGGGAAAGGUUCCGUUCUCCUAGCUACCAAAUUAGAGAAGGCAACACUGUCAACGUUCAUGUCACCAGCCCAGCAGCCACCCUAGCUCUUGGCAUGAUGUUUUUCAACAGCGGCAAUAAUGCAGUUGCUGGCUGGAUGGCUGUGCCAGAAACACAAUACCUCUUGGACAUGGUCCGUCCAGACUUCCUUCUUCUCCGUACACUGGCCUCUGGGCUCAUUCUUUGGUCCAACGUCUGUCCAACAAAAGCCUGGAUUGAGAGCCACAUACCUACAGUGGUGGCAUCCUAUGCAUUUCAAGGGGCGUCCGAAGAUGCGGACAUCGACCAUGAGACCAUGAGCCAAGCAUAUUGCAACAUAUUGGCUGGAGCUUGCCUCUGCGUUGGCCUCAAAUUUGCGGGCUCUGCAAAUUCUGAAGCAUUUGAUAUCCUCCACCACUACACCAUGUACUUUCUGGACCUGCAGAAGCAGGCAGUGGCUGAGCAAGCUGGGCGAAACACGCUGGAGACCUGCCUUCUCGUUGCAGUGCUGAGCCUCUCUCUCGUCAUGGCUGGCACUGGCGACCUAGAAAUCAUGCGCAUCUGCCGCCACCUCCGGCUGCGCUCCACCCAUGCUUCGAGCCAUGUCCUGUACGGUUCUUACUUGGUUACCCACAUGGCUUUAGGCUUUUUAUUCCUCGGGGGCACGGAGCUUACCCUUAGCACACGUCCCAUGGCCAUUGCAGCAUUGCUGUGUUCACUCUUUCCAUGUUUCCCCAUCCACAGCAGUGAUAACCGCUACCACCUGCAGGCCUUCCGGCAUCUCUAUGUGCUUGCCGUGGAGCCUCGCCACUUGCUGCCAGUGGACACUGUGACUGGGAACGUUGUGUACAGCCACAUAACUGUCUCCUUCAGGCCAACAAAUGCAUACAGUGCCUGCGAGUACACGUUGAAGGUGCCAUGUCACCUUCCGGAACUUGACCUCUUGGACAGUGUCGCCUUAAACGACCCCCGCUACUGGCCAGUCAUCUUCAGGCGCGACAAGAACUGGGACCUUCUCAAAUCUGUGCUCUCCUCCCGUGGCCGGCUGUGCAUCAAGCACAAGGCUGGUUGCCUGCCGUAUGCCGUGGAUCCUACGGGCUGCAAGACGGCCUUUGAGCAAAGUGCCAUCAAGGACCUGCUGCGUGGAUGGUCGACGAGGCCCAAGGUGUCUGCCUGCUUCUCUGAGAACACUGUCAUUUCAAAGUUCACCGAGUUUUUCCUUCGAGUGCGUGCGUCUGGCGACUCUGAGCAAGCGCUGCAACAUGCUUUUGGCACCAUACUCUUAGAGUGCACCAUGCGCGAAAGGGUGGACACACUUUCCACGCUCUUUGACCUGUUCCAAACAGCCAGGCACGACUUCAUGCAGUCUACGCUACCGCUGUGGCAGGCCAGGAUUGUGCUUGCCUACUACGACUACUGCCGAGGUCAGAAGCGACAACUCAUAGACACUUCCUUUGCUGUCACCCUGCGAGCACGCAUUGCGGCCGCCGUCGAUGACGACCUCCCCAAGGAAGAUUUGGCUGCAGCAGUGCAGAUGUAUGUAAAGGAUGGAGCCACUGUGCCUGCAGCCGUGCUUCCGUUUCUUGUGUGGCAUGACAUUUCAUGCCCUCUGUCGAAUACUCGCCAAAGUGGUAACAGUCCUAUCCACUUCCUUGCCUUCUGCCUUGAACAUCUGUCACCAGCCAUCGGCAUUGAAACAGUCCUGCAGUCGCUGCUGUGAGUGUGUUGGUGGUUACAGACAUGGGGGACUAGACUAUUCUACACCUUUAACUUAAUAAAUGUUUUGUUGAUUCAA
Messenger RNA from Dermacentor andersoni, 6006 nucleotides. It is a transcript of the gene shtd, whose product is annotated as anaphase promoting complex subunit 1. Lineage: Eukaryota; Metazoa; Arthropoda; Arachnida; Ixodida; Ixodidae. The record is from RefSeq and is a predicted model, not a curated record. Gene Ontology annotation, molecular function: molecular adaptor activity. Gene Ontology annotation, biological process: anaphase-promoting complex-dependent catabolic process; protein K11-linked ubiquitination; metaphase/anaphase transition of mitotic cell cycle. Gene Ontology annotation, cellular component: anaphase-promoting complex.